UUUCGUUCAUCAACCUCGACGCCUUGCAUGCUGCAAUACGAAGCAAGCUAUACAUAGCAAGCCUAAUCCAACGCAUCCAGCAGAAUGGAAUCCGUGAUCGAGAUACAGCGUCAGUCGCAGGAGGAAAUCGAGCGAUAUGAGCAGGCUCUGGCCGACAUUCUCACAAAGCCGGUUCGAGGGGCUCGAGCUAAUCUGAGGAAUCAACACAAAGCACUGGAUGUCCUCAACAGGAUCGCUGAUCGUCAAGCUGACCUUUCGAAGCUUUACGACGACGACGACGGUCUGCGAGCUGCAGAGCUAUCACUCCUCUCAGCUCCUUCCUCGUCCAAAGGCGAUCCUCAGAACGACCUAGCCGAGUUCUACACCCGGUUGGACAAGAUCAAGUCUUAUCACGCUCGUCAUCCCAACCUGGAGCCCGAGACCAAGAACUUUGCUCGAGGCGUCCAAGAGCUCGUCGAUGGUGAUGGUCUGACGAGAAUCCGGGGUGAAGAUGGGGAGGAAGAGAUUAUCGAUCCUCUGGAUUCGAUGUUUACCGGAGAAGAGGGGAUGGGUCGUUACCUCGACUUGAAUAUCGCUCAUACGCAAUACGUCAAUCUGAAAGGCGCCAAAAGGCUAAGCUAUAUGCAAUAUUUGACGAUGUUGACGAAAGGACGAGUGGCGGAAGAGGUGGACCAAAAAGAAAAGGAAGGACUGGCUUACUACGACUACGUUCAAAACCUCAAAACAUACCUUCUCGAUUUCAUGCGUCGAACGCAUCCCCUUCGAAUGGGCGAAGUACAGUACGCUCUGAAGCCGGUGGAAGAGGAAUUCGAGAAGGAUUGGAAAGAGGGAAAUGUUGAUGGCUGGCAGAAGAAGGCUGGUGCGACGGAUGGUCAAGUGAAUGGAGAGAACGGGGAUGGUAUUUGGUGUGCUGCUUGUCAAAAGCAGUAUGCCAAACAGACCGUCUACGAUGCGCAUUUGACCUCGAAAAAGCAUAUCAAGGCUGCGGAGAGGCUGGAGGCCGGUGGACAAGCAGGGGAAGCGCCGACUUCAGCUCCUCCACCGACGGCAAACUCUAGCAACACCGCAUCCUCAUCGAGAAGCCACAACUCUGCCUUGCUUACUCGUCUUACCGAGACUCUGCUCUUCUUCCCUCCUAUCCCUUCGCUUGUCAGCGAUACCCAGCAAAACAUCGAGAGACGAUCCGCUCUGACCGCCCGAGAACGAGAGUUAGAGCUGGAAGAGCUCGUUGACGAAGUGCCUCCCGAUCUCGGACCCGACGAGACAGCGGAAGAAGCCGAAGAGAGGAUCUACAACCCUCUCAAGCUUCCUCUUGGAUGGGACGGCAAGCCCAUUCCUUACUGGCUGUACAAACUGCACGGUCUCGGUGUUGAGUACAAGUGUGAAAUCUGUUCGGAUUUCUUGUACAUGGGUAGGAAGGCCUUUGAUCGACACUUCCAGGAGAGUCGGCAUGCUUUCGGGAUGCGUGCUCUUGGGCUGCCGAACACCAAGCACUUUCACGAAAUUACCAAAAUCCAGGACGCUCUUGCUUUGGCCGAGCGUCUCAAGCAGGAAGGAAGGGCAGAGCAGCACGCCACCGAGAGGUCCGAAGAGUUCGAAGACUCCGAAGGUAACGUGUAUGAUAAGAAGACGUACGAUGACCUGAAGCGACAGGGCUUGAUAUGAUCUUGGAGGUAUUACAUCGUAUCGAACCGUAGUCAUAGUCGUUGUAAGAGGUCGAGCAUCGCUAUGACAGCAAUAUAUGUACAUGUGAUUAUAAGUCAGGAAU
Messenger RNA from Filobasidium floriforme, 1768 nucleotides. RefSeq lists its product as uncharacterized. The record is from RefSeq and is a predicted model, not a curated record. Gene Ontology annotation, molecular function: zinc ion binding; RNA binding. Gene Ontology annotation, cellular component: nucleus; spliceosomal complex. Bases 85 to 1665 code for a protein of 526 amino acids. Gene Ontology annotation, biological process: mRNA splicing, via spliceosome. The transcript has 8 exons. Lineage: Eukaryota; Fungi; Basidiomycota; Tremellomycetes; Filobasidiales; Filobasidiaceae.